This is a messenger RNA of Zonotrichia albicollis (white-throated sparrow), 2978 nucleotides long. The record is from RefSeq and is a predicted model, not a curated record. NCBI's taxonomy places the organism in Eukaryota, Metazoa, Chordata, Aves, Passeriformes, Passerellidae.
CUGAAUCUAUAUGUCCUAUCUUGGUAAAAUGAUCUUUUCUGAUUGGUAGACAGCAGAAAACUCCUCAUCUGGGAUUGAUGCUGGGAGGGCUGUAUGAAAGCAGAUUACAUCUCUGCAUGGCAUUCACUGAUUAAUUGUUUGAAGAGCAAAGUUUCUCAUCUUGAAAUUUCCUUUAGUACAAAAUGUAUAGGAAAAUGAGUAUGUCUCAUAGAUUAGUCAAAAGAAAAAAGCUGCCACAGAGGUAAUAGGCAUCAUUUGUAUGUGGGCCAGAAGUUUAAUUAGGAUUUAGCAAAACAAAAAACUAGAGCUUUAGCCCAUCUGAUACAAACCAGAAGUGAAAGCCCUUAAACAGUUCAGGGCGGAAGGGAAUUUCAGGUUUUUUGCAAAAUGAAAAGGGAAAGAUAAUGAAUAAUUUCAGUACUAAUAAUGAAGGUGGGAAUAAAUUGCAGAAAAUAACAUAAAAGAAUAAAGCAACAAAAAUUUGCCGAAGUCUGAGGGAAAAUUAGGUAAGGAAAGUUUUAGCAAAUAAGAACUAGAAUAUGCAAAAGUAAUUCCUUUGGUACAUUUAUAGUCCUGUGAAUGAACAAGCAAAACCAAAAUCCAUAUUUUGGAUGUGAUGAUGCUGAACAGUAAUGAUCUGUAAUGGCAAGAGUCCACAUCAAAGUUCUCAGAUGACAAUAGGAGGCUUUGGAAAAUAAUUUUAAGUGUAUGACUUAAUCGGUAAUUCUUGGAGAAUUAUUAUCACUGACAGUCCAGGAACAGAUUAAUUGAGUGGACAUGCAGAAGCAGAGUUAUCAUCUGCCCGAUUUAGCUGCACUUACCUAAAGUGCAGCUUGACUCUUGCAGACAAAAUGAGGCUAGGUCAGUCAGGGUGGAAGGGAGAGGAGUGAGUCAGCCCUUGGCCAGAGGCACAAACUUGGGUUCCCACACAGAAUCACGGGGUUGGAAGAGAGCUUUAAGAUCAUGGAGUCCAACCCAUGCCCUAAAACCACCACAACUAAACCAUAGCAUCACAUCCAAUCUCGUUUUAAACACAUCCAGGGGUGGUGACUCCACCGCCUCCCUGGGCAGACCAUUCCACAACUUUAUCACCUUUUCUCUAAAAAACUUUUUCCUAAUAUUCAACCUAUAUUUUCCUUGGCACAGCUUAAGACUGACUGAGUCCUCUUGCUCUGUCACUUGCUGCCCAAUGGAAACAGCAUUUCCAUGUGCCAGCAGUGCUUGCUGAAACCAAGAAAUCUUUACCAGCAGCACAGCACCACCAGGAGUAGUGUGGAGAAGAUGAUGAGGAAAUAAAUAUCCAGGGGAAGCUGGUUCACCUCAGCACCUCAUUGUCUCCCAGAACUCCCUGUGACUAUUCCCCACAGGCCUCCCAGCAAAAGGAAGAUUUUAAUUGCUAUGAGGAAGAAGGAGAAAAAGCAAGAUGGAAAUGAGAAAUGCAAGUGCUUGCAGAUACUUGCAGGUACUCACUAGUCCAUAAUGGGAGAAGACUGCAAAAGGCAUUAACAAUGCCCUUUUUCCUUUUCCCAGCAUAAUUCAGAUGGGAUUAUGGCAGUGCUUAGGUGAGUUCACUGCUCUGAGCAUGUGGGGAGCUGUGAUCCCUGGUCUCUCUUCUUCUGUUUUACUGAUGUCCUUCUAAGGCAUUUUGUUUUUCUUUCCAGCUUUCCGAAUGUGAUUUUAUUACGUACAGAGGUGACUUCAGACUUAGAAAUCUGCAAAGUCUGGUCUGGAAUGUCUCGGCACAUCUACAGACAGCUCUUGAAGAAGAAGGCAGUGGAUAUCGGAUUUGGGAGUUUUGCGGUUAUCCCAGUGCAUGCCAAUGUGGCAGAGGGCAAGGUUUUGCCUGUUGAGAGACCUAUGUUCAUUAUGAACAAGACUCUGAAGAUGUUUUACAACCUUGAGGCUGAUGAGACCAAAAUUCCUGAGGACAUCCCUGUGGUUCAGCCAGACUUUGAGGACAUCGCUGCACACAUCCACUUUCGCCGCGAAAUUGUGGAGCAGUGCGUACAGGAGACCCUGCUUUACUUUGCUGGGGCCCUCCGAGAAAACAAAGAGGUGGAAUUCAACUUCAGGACCAUCGGUAUCCUUGCUGUGCGUAAAAAGGUGGUCACCAUGACCUUCUUUGAUAGCUGCGUGCUGGAGAUGGAUACAACAGGGAACAUGCUGACAGCCCUUCUCGAGGACCCCGACAUGAUGAGUGCUGUUGCCUUUCCGGGCCAAAACAAUUUUAGUCGGGUCAGUCAAGACGAGGUUGUCAUACUGCCAAGCUUUGUGGCCGAGGCCCCUCACCAGCCAUCGGACCGGCUGGUGUCCCUGAAGCCCAGGAGAGAGUCAGCACCGUGGGGUGGGGGCUGCCGCAGAGUGAGUGUGCUGGAUCCCGUGUUCCUGGCUCGGAAGAGGGUUUCUCAGGCCAGUCAGCAGUCGGCAGAAACGGAUCACGGUAGAGACAAGGAAGCUAUCCUGGGGUACCUGCCUGCAAUCCUGGAGAGGACCCAUGUGAUGAAGCGCCCCACCUCUCCAACUCAGCAGGGCCUGAAGGUCUCUGCAAGUGCUGCCCAACGCUCAAAAGAGGGGAAGCACCCCAUCUUUACUGAGAAGGAAGAAAGAGAGCUGCAGCUGCUGCUGGCGUCCAAGCGCCAUGAGGUGGAGGCAGACGUGUAUCGCAAAUACUUUGGCAACCGAGCAGCCACUGAGCGAGGAAAGACCUCCUGUCCCUACGUGUUUGAGGAUCCCUAUCGCCCUCCCCAUGUCCUGAGGAAGGCCUACGCUGAGAAGCUGAAGGAGAUGAGGCAGCAGCAGGAGGAGGAGUCUCAGCUCUCUGGGAAAGUUCUGGAAGACAAGGGUGUGCAGACAGGUCUGUUGGAACGCUGAGGAGAAGGCCCAGCAGCUGCCAGCCCUGCCAGCAAGCUGCAAGCAGCCCUGCAGAGACAAUUGUCACAGAAUUCCUCCUUUCCAACUGGAGAGCUGCCAGGAUUGGG